Salvelinus namaycush (lake trout) is the source of this 1975-nucleotide messenger RNA. RefSeq names its product cathepsin B-like. NCBI's taxonomy places the organism in Eukaryota, Metazoa, Chordata, Actinopteri, Salmoniformes, Salmonidae. The record is from RefSeq and is a predicted model, not a curated record. Bases 137 to 1129 code for a protein of 330 amino acids. Gene Ontology annotation, cellular component: lysosome. Gene Ontology annotation, biological process: regulation of catalytic activity. The transcript has 9 exons. Gene Ontology annotation, molecular function: cysteine-type endopeptidase activity.
AGAGGCUCAUGACAAGUCACGUGAUUUACCGGAUUUAAACGUCAGACUCGGGAACGCGAAAGCAUUUUAAUUAAGAAAGGUGCAUGUGUAGUGUAAUUGUUCUUCGGUACACCUGACAAGCAGACAACAGGAAGUGAUGUUGUGUGUGGUGUUCCUGGUGCUGGUGUCUGGGCUGUCAAUCAGCUGGGCCCGGCCCCGCCUACCUCCGCUCUCCCACGAGAUGGUUAACUACAUCAACGAGGCCAACACUACAUGGAAGGCUGGCCACAACUUUCAUAAUGUGGACUACAGCUACGUCAAGAGGCUGUGUGGCACCCUGCUCAAAGGACCCAAACUCUCCACCAUGGUGCAAUAUACAGGGGACAUGGAGCUGCCUAAAAACUUUGACCCCAGACUGCAGUGGCCCAACUGCCCCACUCUGAAGGAGGUCAGGGACCAGGGCUCCUGUGGCAGCUGCUGGGCGUUUGGCGCUGCGGAGGCCAUCUCAGACCGCGUGUGUAUCCAUAGCAACGCCAAAGUCAGCGUGGAGAUCUCCUCUGAAGACCUGCUCAGCUGUUGUGAAAGUUGUGGCAUGGGAUGUAAUGGUGGUUACCCCUCUGCUGCGUGGGACUUCUGGACUAAAGAGGGGCUGGUCUCUGGAGGACUCUAUGACUCUCACGUCGGUUGCAGGCCCUACUCAAUCCCUCCCUGUGAGCACCAUGUCAACGGCACACGACCCCCCUGUAAAGGAGAGGAGGGUGACACCCCACAAUGUACCAACCAGUGUGAGCCCGGAUACACACCUGGCUACAAGCAGGACAAGCACUUCGGUAAGCGUUCGUACAGUGUGCCCUCUGACGAGAAGGAAAUAAUGAAGGAGCUUUACAAGAAUGGGCCUGUAGAGGGUGCUUUCACUGUCUAUGAAGACUUCAUGCUCUACAAGUCUGGUGUGUACCGGCAUGUCUCUGGCAGUCCAGUAGGAGGUCAUGCCAUUAAGGUCCUGGGCUGGGGAGAGGAGGGGGGAACUCCUUACUGGCUGGCUGCUAACUCCUGGAACACUGACUGGGGAGAGAAUGGUUUCUUCAAGAUCGUGCGAGGUGAGGACCACUGUGGCAUCGAGUCCGAGAUGGUGGCUGGCAUCCCUUUGUAACCAUGACACCGGUAACGGGAUGUGAUGAGGGGUGGCUGCAGAUGCGCCAGUUUCCUGUCCACUAGACGGCGACCCCCCCCCAGGCAACUCUGUAGUUCCUAAAUAAUUUAAGAGAACUCCACCCUAUCAGAGGGAAAGAUGGAGCUACUACCAUAUUGCUCAUACCUGUCCUAUUCUGAUUUGCUUAUCAGAUCUGAGUAGUGGCUAGGGUUCUAUUUGGACCAUGGCUUAGUCUGUUUUUAGUUCAAUGUUUAUUACUUUUCUCAAACUACAGGACAGAACACUGCUAAUGUCUGUGGUACAGCGUUUUACCUAUGGCUCAUGUUACAUGUAUGAUCGGUUGGCUCGGUCUGUCACACCGGGUGUCUCUGUAGUGGCUUCCUCUCCUUGUAUCUGACAACACAGGAUGGGUGAAGGCAAUAUGGAGGAUCACUGUGAAGUAUAUGCUUUCACCUGUCCAGUUGUGUUGUCAGUGCAGGGAGAAUAAUCCACUAUAGACUUGAGACCACCCUCAGUGAGUGAGUAUGGUUUGUAUGAUGUUGCCAGUGAUGGCAAGGUCACUAGCUGUGCUAAAAUACUUCUGUCCCGGUUUGCACUUAAUUAUGCUUUUUAAAGUGUUAAACCCUUUUUUUAGAAAAUAUUUUUCAAUCGACGUGAUCAGUUGUGCACAUUUUGUGUUCUAACUUGGGUCAUCAUUGAGAAAUGUGGAUUAGUCUUUUUGUACUGAUGGGUUGUGAUUCGAAUGCUUUUUCUUCUAAUGGUUCUCUCCCUACUCUGAUCAAAAGUGUUUUGAGAUGCUUGAGUUACAUGAUGAAAUAAAUAAAAGUUAACAUGUUUGACUUGGCC